AUGAUCAGAGGUGGUGAUGUGAUUCUUGGUGAAUGUGUUUCCUUUCCACAGGGUUUAAAGAUUGUCACAAUAACUUGUGUCUUCACACUUCUGCUGCUGGCAACAUUUGUGUCACCAUCCUGGAGUGCGCCGAAGGGGUUUUUCCAGCGGAGGAACUGGACCCCGCAGGCGAUGCUCUACCUCAAAGGCACUCAAGGACGCAGAUUCAUCUCAGAGGACCGAAAAGAAGGAGACAUGUACGAUACGCUGCACCUUGAGACUCACAGUCAGAACACAGACAAGCUGAGCGUGGAACAGGUCGCCACCAUGCUGCUCAACUUCCUGCAGCAGGCCAAAGACGGCGCUGCCGAGAACCCAGAUGAGGUGUAUUUUCAGGAGCCGCCGGUGUGGAAACGAGAAUACUUCUGAUGUACAAACCAGUGGAGCUGGACAUGAGGCGUUUAAUUCCCUGUGACACAGAAGGAAAUUUGUAAAUCUGACUGGAUGUGAUAUGUUCAUAAAAAGUUUGAAUUCAUA
This is a messenger RNA of Thalassophryne amazonica, 516 nucleotides long. It is a transcript of the gene spx, whose product is annotated as spexin hormone. Gene Ontology annotation, molecular function: neuropeptide hormone activity. The record is from RefSeq and is a predicted model, not a curated record. The transcript is spliced from 5 exons. Bases 1 to 408 code for a protein of 135 amino acids. Lineage: Eukaryota; Metazoa; Chordata; Actinopteri; Batrachoidiformes; Batrachoididae.